GACGCUCAAAUCUCGAGCCCCUCUUUCGUAACCUGGUUCAUUGGAUCACCCGCUUGGGCUCACCCAAAAAGCUCUCUCAACCGCCCACCAGCCUUAUAUACUCUCCUUCCUCAACACUUCUUCCCGAUCUGCGUUCAGGAAUAUCAACCUGUCCAGCAUCCCUAUUAACAUAUAACAUUCGUACCAACUGUCCGCGUGAAGAUGACGCACCGCUCUUCGACAGGCGAUCUGGGUCACUACGACGACGAUUCUCGACCACAACGAUGGGACCGAGAGAGGUUUGAGCGUAUUCGAAGCCGUGGUCCUGAGAGCCGAGAGUCGUUUCGUUUCGAAGAGCGCGACUCUGGGCACGGCAGACGAGGCUACGACACCGAAAUUGACAUUACGGAGCGCAAUCGUGGAGGCCGUACUCGCAUCGAGGUCAUCGACCGAGACUACGAAGACGAAAGACCUACGCGACGCCGUCCAGAGUUCCUGGAUCGCCAUGAGCCGACACCAUCAGAAGUCAACAAGACUGCGCUUGCUCCCUACCGGCGCAAGUCUAUCGUAGAACGAGAUCUCGAUCCACCAGCCCGCCGUCCCGCUCGGCCUCAGUUCGUUCGCCGACAAUCAUCCCUUGACACGUUUGAUAGACGCCCAAUUGCACGGUAUGGAGACCGAGAAAAAGAGGAAUGGCGUCCACCUACAAAUGUUCCGAUUCCUCUUCCCUUCCGCGAGCGCCGCCGCAAGCCUACAUAUGAUGAUUAUGAUGACUACGAGGAGAUCAGGUACAGAGACUAUGAGCCCGACAGUAGAGAGGAAUAUCGCGAUAUCGAGAUUCGACGCGAGAGAAGCACUCGACGGCGACGGCGGUCUGGACGCUCUAAACGAGCUCCGUCUUCAUCAAGCUCCUCUAGUGCCAGCACUCAACGUCCAAGCGUGAAGGCCUCUAGUGUCCACACUCCCAGUGUACACAGUGUCAGCGUACAUCAUGUUCAUGAGCCCAGUGUUCACGAGUCCAGUGUUCACGAGCCCAGUGUUCAUGAGCCUCCACCUCCGCCACUCCCAGGCAAAAAGGGCAGGACCAGGAUGCCAAAGCGCCUUGUGCAUAUCAACGCGCUCAUAGAAAAGGGCUAUGAAUUUGAUGACGAGGAAGAUUUCCUGGUCGUGCGACGUGCUUUGGAGAAAGAGCAGAUCGAUGAAGUGAUAAAGAUUAGCGAGGGCUACAAAGAAAGCCGCGUAACAUACCGCUACGAAGACACUGGAGAGCCAGCACCUCCACCACCCCUUGAAAUGCCUCCUCCGCCACCUCCUCCGGCAAGUGUACAUAGUCAUCAUUCUCAGCACAUCCCACCACCGCCUCCAGCACCUCCAGCUGCUUUCGCACCUCCUCCACCUCCAGCUGCUUUCGCGCCUCCUCCACCCCCAGCUUCCGUCUAUUCCCACAACGUGCGAACAGUGGAACCGUCUCAUAAUUAUCAAUUUGAGGAGCACAUCCAGGAGUCCAAUCACAUCAGUGGACCUGUGACGUCGCUAGUACCACGGCGCCCACGAACCGAAAGGGAGAUACGGGAGGAGAUACGUUCUCUCGAGGAAGAGCGACGUCUCGUACGGAUUGAUCGGGAGACAGACUACGAAAUUGUGGAGCGACCCAAGGAGAGAGAUGUUGUGCGGGUCGAAAAAGAUCGAAAGGGUAGGUUGGCGCUCGUGCGAUCGUCUCAUUGAUCAUCCACCCUCCACCCUAUUCAGAGUCGGAAGUUGAUGGGCGGCAAAUAGCGAAACAGCGACAAAAGGG
This is a messenger RNA of Pseudovirgaria hyperparasitica, 1774 nucleotides long. RefSeq lists its product as uncharacterized. The transcript is spliced from 3 exons. Gene Ontology annotation, biological process: actin filament polymerization. Gene Ontology annotation, molecular function: actin binding; microtubule binding. NCBI's taxonomy places the organism in Eukaryota, Fungi, Ascomycota, Dothideomycetes, Acrospermales, Acrospermaceae. Gene Ontology annotation, cellular component: actin filament; cytoplasm. Bases 202 to 1704 code for a protein of 500 amino acids. The record is from RefSeq and is a predicted model, not a curated record.